AUAUAAUUUGUCUCUCGUGCCUCGUUGCGUCUUUGUCGAGUCUAACCCUAGCGCGCGCCGCCACACCUGCCGUUGCUACCGCCCCGUACCUCGCUUGCUUUCCCGUCGCCGAAAUGACGAAGCGCACCAAGAAGGCUGGAAUUGUUGGCAAAUAUGGAACCAGGUAUGGCGCUAGCUUGCGUAAGCAAAUCAAGAAGAUGGAGGUAUCUCAGCACUCCAAGUACUUCUGCGAGUUUUGUGGGAAGUUUGCUGUGAAGAGGAAAGCAGUUGGAAUUUGGGGAUGCAAGGACUGUGGGAAGGUCAAGGCUGGCGGUGCUUACACCAUGAACACUGCUAGUGCAGUCACUGUCAGGAGCACGAUUCGUCGCUUGAGAGAGCAGACUGAAGCAUGAUUUAGCUUGCUACAUCAGGGUUCUCCUAGUUGCUGUUGUCGGGAAUGUUGAGCUCCUCUAGUUGGAUCACGAGACUGGCUAAAAGUUGGGUGCUAAGAUUUGUAGUUGGUUACCGUUGUGAAUUUCUCAAGUGAUAUUAUCCUAUGCUUGUCUCAAUGACUCAAAUUUGGUUGUGGUUUCUAUGCUUUUGGCUGUGUCAAUGGUUUGCCAUUGUUGAAAUUCAACCCUUAAUGCUGCCUCUUAUAAUAAAAAG
Messenger RNA from Zea mays, 645 nucleotides. Its product is annotated as 60S ribosomal protein L37a-like. The transcript has 5 exons. The record is from RefSeq and is marked validated. Gene Ontology annotation, molecular function: structural constituent of ribosome. Lineage: Eukaryota; Viridiplantae; Streptophyta; Magnoliopsida; Poales; Poaceae. Gene Ontology annotation, biological process: translation. The coding region runs from base 114 to 392 and encodes 92 amino acids. Gene Ontology annotation, cellular component: ribosome.